This is a messenger RNA of Phytophthora sojae, 1713 nucleotides long. RefSeq lists its product as hypothetical. NCBI's taxonomy places the organism in Eukaryota, Oomycota, Peronosporomycetes, Peronosporales, Peronosporaceae. The coding region runs from base 1 to 1713 and encodes 570 amino acids. The record is from RefSeq and is a predicted model, not a curated record. The transcript is spliced from 3 exons. Gene Ontology annotation, cellular component: endoplasmic reticulum membrane; plasma membrane. Gene Ontology annotation, biological process: endoplasmic reticulum membrane organization.
AUGAUCACUGCGUCUGUGGGCGCGGGCUCGAGUCUGCUGCUGGAGCCGGCGCGCGAGCUGCUGUUCCCGCUGCCCGACGCCGCGUCGGAGCGGCGACCCCGCUGCUGCCUCUCGCUGACCAACCUGUCGCCACUCAAUGACGUCGUCUUCCGCGUGCGCACACGCAACCCGGACGCGUUCACCGUGAGCCCGACCCACGGGCUGCUGGCGCCCGGCACGAGCCUGCAGGUGGUCGUGAAGGCCACUGCUCGCACCUGCGAGCGGCUGACGGCCAUGGACCCGCGGGACUUGAUGACCCGCCAGUCGUCCGAGCUCUUCCUCGUGCAGAGCGUGGAGCGAGAGGAUACGCUGGAGCCGUUGAACGCCAGCUCCAGCUCGUCGCUGCGGGCGUUCUGGAAGAAGGUGUCGAGAGAUUCCAUCACGGAGAACAAGAUGGUGUGUCGCUUCAAGGCUGCGAUUCCGGGGUUUCCUCCUCCUCUUCCUGCGUCGGAGAUCACUCAGGAUGAUAAACUGUUCUCGAGAAGUAUGAGCAGUGCGAGUUUGGACUCGAUGGAGUAUCGUUCAAGUCGCGAUGAUGGUAGACGCUUGAGUUUGAGUCGGAGGGAGUCCCGCUCGAGUCGAAGUCGAAGUGGAAGCAGCAGCGAGCGGAGCAGACUCAACCGAUCGUUUAGCAACCAGUUCACGCCGCCUGAAGAGAUGCGGGGAGAUAGCGACGGCAGCCGCAGCAGCAACCACUCGUUCGCCAGCGAUGCCAGCUUCCACACGACGAUCGAGCCUCCCGUAAUGGACCGAAGGAGACUGCGGGACUCAGUGCUCACUAGCAUCAGUGUGAACGACGGCUCUGUUAGCGACACGAUGCUGACUGCGCUCUCUACUGACACGGCGGCAGGGGAGGCGACCCACGAGCUCGGUCCGCUGCAGUACCACAUUCAGCCCAGCAACGUGCUUUCGUUCAAGGUGAAAGCCGCACCGCGUUUUUGGGGAGGCACUUCUCUAUUUGUAGUGAAUUCGAGCCAAAAGGACUGCCUCACCUUCAAGGUGCGAACGUCGAAUCAAUCGGGCUAUGUUGUGAAACCUAGCAGGGGACUGGUGUCGACGACGAAUGCACAGGAAGUCUUCGUGUCCCUGUGCGCUCCACGCGACGAAGACAGUUUCGACCCAGCCAAGCGCGAGGCGAAAGACGGAUUCAUGAUCGAGGUUGCCAACAUUUCGCGUGACAAGUACGACGACUUGAUGAAGCUAGACGAGCGGAAGCGCUCGCGCGAGAUCAGUUCUCUAUGGUCGUUUAUGCCUCGUCGUGACCGUCAGUCGACGAUGCUGUCGGUCUCGUUCAAGAUGGAUGGAAGCGAUAGUGGCAGCAUCACCCGCGAGAGUUCUGCCUCUCCGCCCGCAAGACCUCAAGCGCAAAGCUUGAAGACGGUCGUCCAGGCAAUGGGGAAGCUUUCCACUUCGUCCUCAACGGAGUCGCCUGAGAGCACAUCUGAGGAAAAGCCUGGGUCACGGUAUCAAUAUUCCGAUUCGGACGAGUCAGCGUUCACUAUUGGUCCUACCCCCGUGCCCACUGAAGUCGGCGAUGAUAGUGACAGCGACGCUGGCGGUGUAGCCUACGGUUCAGCAUCCAACGCCACGAAAGAUCCCGCGGUGAUUGUUGUCUCGGCUGACAGAAUGGACACUGUCGACUUCUCCAACCCGAAGCUGUCCUUCUUUAUUUAG